UUUCCUCGACACGUUUGGCAGCUGGAGGUGAAAUCAUAAAUUAAUAUUAGAUUUAGCGUGCGGCAUUGUAAUGUACAGGUUUGGGACAUAAGUUUAAAUAUUAGUUUCUGCAAGUGGAACGAAGAUUUGUGUCAAUGCUGUGUCAGAAGAUGACCGUGCACGUGAGACCUGGCUCACUGCGGACAUUACAUCAAAUCACCUACCUGUCAUCCAGACCUCCCAUUCGAAGCAUCUCCCACGCUCCCUUUGCCUGUGACCACCACACAACACACCGCAGCCACGUCCCUCUUCGGGUGGCCACAUUACCAUGCCUCCGUCCUAGUCUGCCUCUCAAAUCAAAUGUAUGCUUUCAGCCCUGUAGACCAGCAUCUACAACCAGCGGUACAGGCUGGUAUGAGAGCCUAGCAGACUCUACUCCUGUCCAUCUGACUGAGCAGCUACUGAUAUCUGUCCAUCAGACCACGGGUCUACCAUGGUGGGCCAGUAUCGUGUGCACCACUGUGGCCCUGAGGACAGUUGUCACACUGCCACUGGGAGCUUAUCAGGCGGUCAUCAUAGCAAAGGUUGAAGCCCUGCAAGUGGAGAUAGCGGAGCUUGCUAAGAGGCUGCGCUACGAGAUCUCGGUGCGGGCCAAAGAGAAGGGCUGGACGGAAAAACACUGCCGAUACCAAUUCAAGAAGAACCUGAAGAGGAUAGUGUCUGAGCUGUACGUGAGGGAUAACUGCCACCCCUUCAAGGCAAGCCUGCUGAUAUGGGUGCAGCUGCCCAUGUGGGUAUGCCUCUCCCUGGCCCUGCGCAACCUGAGCCUGGGGGUGUCUGAUGCUGCCACCGCGUUGCAGACAGAGCUGGCAGUAGGGGGCACUCUAUGGUUCUCCGACCUGACAUUGCCUGACUCUACCUGGAUCAUGCCUGUCUCUCUGGGCCUCAUCAACCUGCUCAUCACAGAGGUAUUUGCUCUGCGGAGGAUAGAAGCAUCCAAGUUCCAGAAGUAUGUGACCAACUUUAUCAGAGGGAUCUCUCUGUUGAUGAUCCCCAUAGCUGCCACCGUGCCCUCCUCCAUGGCUCUGUACUGGCUAAGCUCCAGUUGUGUGGGACUGGGCCACAACCUGCUCCUGCGCUCACCUCGCUUCCGAAGGCUGUGCUGCAUCCCCCCCACGCGCUCUGACUCGGACACGCCUUACAGGGACAUCGCUUCCUCCUUCGUCUCCAAAUACAUCAAGUGAAAUAGGUUUUCUAGCUAAUAGUAGAGAAAGAGACUGUCGCCCUCAUUCAGUCAAUCUUCACGGUGAGUUGAAGAAUCACGUGUGUUAGCACUGGGUUGGAACAAACACCUGCACUGUACACCCUGUAUCUCUCCAGGACCAGGGUUGGUGACCACUGAACUAAGAUCUAGAGUGCACCACGUUGGGGUGAUGGUCCAUCAGAGAGAAUCAGACCUUGUGGACAUGGAGUAUCCAACACGUCCAUAUCUGACAAACCAAGUCAGUAUCAAAAUAUCUAUGUGACUGGUAUAUACUGUAGCAUGUACAGUACCAGUCAAAGGUUUGGACACACCUACUCAUUCCAGGGUUUUUCUUUAUUUUUACUAUUUUCCA
Messenger RNA from Coregonus clupeaformis (lake whitefish), 1595 nucleotides. Its product is annotated as cytochrome c oxidase assembly protein COX18, mitochondrial. Bases 135 to 1223 code for a protein of 362 amino acids. The record is from RefSeq and is a predicted model, not a curated record. NCBI's taxonomy places the organism in Eukaryota, Metazoa, Chordata, Actinopteri, Salmoniformes, Salmonidae. The transcript has 7 exons. Gene Ontology annotation, biological process: protein insertion into mitochondrial inner membrane from matrix; mitochondrial respiratory chain complex IV assembly. Gene Ontology annotation, cellular component: mitochondrial inner membrane. Gene Ontology annotation, molecular function: membrane insertase activity.